Messenger RNA from Paramuricea clavata, 2890 nucleotides. NCBI's taxonomy places the organism in Eukaryota, Metazoa, Cnidaria, Anthozoa, Malacalcyonacea, Plexauridae. The record is from the annotation of a GenBank genome assembly.
AUGGUUCAGUCCGUAUUUGUGGUGACUUCAAAGGUACUAUUAACCCAACACUACAAGCAGAACAGUAUCCUCUGCGUCGAAUCGAAGAUAUCUUUGCCCAUUUAGCUGCAUGGUGGGAAAAAGUUUUCCAAGAUCGACCUCCGCCAAGCUUACCAUCAGAUUGAGCUGGAGGAAGAAUCCAAGAAGUACCUUACAAUUAAUACGUCCAUGGGCUUGUUUCAAUACAAUCGAUUGGUGUUUGGUAUUAUCUCGGCUCCCGCCAAUUGGCAGCGUACCAUGGAUCAGACUCUGGAAGGAACUUCUGGUAUUAGUUGUAUCCUAGAUGAUAUGAUUGUGACGGGUAAAAGCGACGCAGAGCAUAUGGCUAACCUGGAGAAGGUCCUUCGACGGCUGCACCACCAUGGGUUAAGAGCCAAUAAAUCGAAGUGUGAGUUAUUCAAAGAAAAGAUCACGUUCUGUGGCCACGACAUUAAUAGCGAAGGCCUGCACAAGACCACCGACAAGACAGCUGCAAUGGUGAAUGCCCCUCGCCCCCAGAGUGUUGCAGAGGUACGCUCCUUCCUGGGAUUGGUGAAUAAUUACCACAAAUACCUGCCAAACCUUGCUACAAUCCUGCAUCCAUUGAACCAAAUGCUGGAAAGUAACUACCAAUGGAACUGGACAGAUCAAUGCGAGGAAGCCUUUUGCAAAGUUAAUUUAAAGCAAUGGUUGUUUCAGAUCUGGUGCUUACACAUUAUGAUCCUAACCUUCCCUUACAACUGGCUUGUGCUGCUUCACCUGUAGGAAUUGGAGCGGUACUGUCCCAUGUCAUGGCAGACGGCACAGGGCUACAGAUAGCGUUUGCAUCGAGAUCCCUGUCGAAGGCGGAGCGCAACUACGCACCGAUAGAUAAAGAAGCGCUGGGUACAGUGUGAGGAGUCAAGAAAUUCCACAAUUACCUUUUCGGUAGGAACUUUACCUUACUGACUGAUCAUGAGCCUCUCACUUCAAUCUUUCAUCCCAGCAAAAGCCUUCCUGUUGUCACUGCUGCUAGAUUACAACGCUACGCUUUGUUCCUGGCGGGUUUUGACUAUACAAUUAGAUACAAGAACACUAAGUUACACGGGAAUGCGGAUGGUUUGUCUCGAAGAAGAGCCAGAUCCAGUGGGCCUCUUCUAUGCUACGCAGUUUGAGCGUUUGCCAGUCACAGCAGAACAGGUCAAACGAGAAACACAGAGAGAUCCUCUAUUGGUGAAGGUCCAUGAGUUGGUUAUGAAAGGAUGGUCCACUCCACAAGAUGAAGCGAUGCUUGGACACAGAGCAGUCAUUCCUGCAAAGUUGAACACGUAAUCAAGUGUUAACCGAGCUUCACGAAGGUCAUCUCGGUAUUGUUAAAAUGAAGUCUCUGGCGCGAAGUUACAUCUGGUGGCCCAAAAUUGAUAAGGACAUCGAGCACCUAGCCAAGAGCUGCCCUGGUGGCUACGUACCAGGCAUAACGCGCUCAAACGGGACCCCUUUCGUACGAGAUAAAAGUUGGUCCAAAUCGAAUUUGGCGACGUCACAUCGACCAGCUUCGAGCCUCGAGUGUGAAUGACCAGAGUGAUGAUACGGCUGAACCUCAUCCAGAGCUCAGAGAGACUGGCCAGAAUAUUGCAGAGCCGGAUAUCGAACUAGCCACGAAUCCACCAGUAGUGCAACAACAAGAAGCCGGUAGGGCUACAACAGGAUCUGAACAACGCUACCCAACUAGAUCACACCAACCACCCAAGAGGUGGGGUCUUAACUGUUUGAUCCGAAAGCUGUUUAAGAAAACUACAUAGAGAACUGCUUUAUUACUUACUGUUAUGGUUAGCAUAAUUGUUCGAACACGAUAGUGAACUCAUGAACAAUAUUUUAUGAUACAUUCCUUAAGAGGAGAAAUGGUGUUAGAUAUAUAGAUAUAGACGGACAGCGGUGAUACGCACAGGCAUGCGCAUUAGAUAUGUAGAUCGGCCAUGCUUAUGUAUUAUUCAUAUUUUGUUAAAAGUAUAAUCUAAAUACACGACAACUGAUACUACCAAUCUUUCGAAGAGGCUUGACGCUUAUUUUUCCAAAUUUGGCCAAAUCAAAGAGAUAUCUCAGCACUUCAAGCGAAAUUAGAAUUCCGAGGUCGGCUGUGGCCGAGAUCCAGUUUUUGACCUUUUCAACGUAUUCACACCAAAAUGAGAAGGCGAACAUUUCUGUUUUCACACAUACGAUAAUCAGGAAACCACCACACGAAGAUAAAUGGUAAUUGUUUAUUUCAGAUUUUACAAUAUUUAUAUAUUUUAACCGUUGAAAAUAUUACCGGUAUCUUAGCCUUGAGGGUAUCCGUGCUAGCAGUACACAUAGUAUUCUAUUACAACCAUCACAAUCAUGCUCAGUCUAAUUAAGGAUUGGGGAUAAUGGUGAUCCACGCCACCUGAACUUGUCUUUCCCACAAACCCAGCGGGAUUGCUUCCCUAACACCCAAUAACCUCAAAAACACCCCAAUCUCACCCCAAACUCCCACUUUACAUGGGUAAAUCAAUCAGGACAAAUCAGACUACUGUCGUGUCCAUAUAGCAGCAGUAGAAAAAGCGCAAACAAAUCGUUUAAGUUUGUGAAUAUCGUUCCAUGGUUCUGUGACAUCGGCAACACGAGAAGACGAAAGACGUGCAUAAUAGUGGCGUGGCGACUUUGGUUCCACAGUGAGAGGAUAAACAAUGAUCGAACAACGGCUGACAGAGAAACUCCACAAAAGGUUUACAAGAUUGAUGGUUGCGGAAAUAUCUCCGGGGCGGGCGAUCCGAAUCAUAGGACUGAUUCUGACAAGAACCUUUAUAAUGAUGAGCAAAUUCAAAAACCGGUAUGUGCAUGCUCUCGUACCCAACGCACAACGUCUAUCGAUUGA